This is a messenger RNA of Dalotia coriaria, 24488 nucleotides long. Its product is annotated as muscle-specific protein 300 kDa-like. Gene Ontology annotation, molecular function: actin filament binding. NCBI's taxonomy places the organism in Eukaryota, Metazoa, Arthropoda, Insecta, Coleoptera, Staphylinidae. Gene Ontology annotation, cellular component: cytoplasm; nuclear outer membrane; meiotic nuclear membrane microtubule tethering complex. The record is from RefSeq and is a predicted model, not a curated record. Gene Ontology annotation, biological process: nuclear migration.
CUACCGGCAACCAGCGACCAACACAUUAGUAUCCGCCAACCAGCUGGUGCGCGUUGAUCACUUCAAUCCAACUACAACGUAGAUUCUCUUUUGAUAUCUUUUUUCUUUUCGGUUUUAAUAUAAAAAUGUGUUUGUGAAAACUUCGGUUUAAAUCUGUGGUGCAAUGUGUUGAAAAUUUCAUAGUUUAUCAUGUGACGUAAGGGUGAAUUGUGUAAAAUAUGAAGAAGUAUAAUAAACGAUGAGUGAUAAGCGUGAUAAGAAGAAUGUGCUGGAGGAACCUUCGACUCCCAAGCGGCUUAAACCAGGCAGUCCACGGCUUUCCGACCGCGUGAAAUUCUAUGAACAAAUUUGGGGUGGAGGCGCUGGGGGUGGUGCAGGUGAUGCAUCAACCCCAAGUGGUUCCACACAUGUUCAUACAAGACGUGCUACCAAUGUGAGAGAUAUAGAAUCAUCGGAAUCUUCUUCAACAAGAAUCACUAGGAAGGUCCUGAGGACUGUUACUACCACAACUACUACUGUCAAAGUCCAAGGCGGAAGUAGCAGUCCUGUAAAACAACAUUACGUAUCUUCAACUUGGAUAGGACCUUCCACAAGUAGAACACCUUCUGAAGAAGUUCUAGAUUCUGCCUAUCACACACAAUUUGAACAAAGUCAUCAAUAUGCCGGAUAUGGUCAAAGCCAAUUAUCUAUUGGAGAUGUUGAUGAUGAUAAUAAUCCGAAUCUAAGUCUGACUUCAAAUGGGAAUAAAUCAUCUUCACCUGGAACGAGUAGGUUUACCUCAGUGGAGAGCCUGAGGAAGACCCCGUCCAAGAGAUUAGAAUGGGAUAGUGACAGUUCCGGAAGGAAUUCGUCGCAAGAGUGGUAUUCGGAUUAUAGGACGCAGAGUUUUCAGCACAACAAUGCGGCGAGCUAUUUCAACAGUCACUCGGAGUAUGACAAACAUAUUAGUGUUAUCAGAGAUGAACAAGAACGCGUACAAAAGAAAACCUUUGUAAAUUGGAUCAAUUCGUACUUGUCAAAGCGAGUUCCACCGCUAAGAGUAGACGAUUUGAUCAACGACCUCAAAGAUGGCACUAAAUUACUUGCAUUGUUGGAAGUUCUUUCUGGAGAGAAGCUGCCUGUGGAGAGAGGCAGAGUUCUCAGACGUCCUCACUUUUUAAGCAACGCAAACACAGCCCUUCAAUUUCUCGCUGGCAAACGAAUAAAAUUAGUCAACAUCAACGCCAGUGAUCUAGUCGACGGACGCCCACCAGUUGUUCUAGGAUUAAUCUGGACUAUCAUCUUAUACUUCCAGCUGCGACGACGGAAUAGUUUUUGGAUCGUGAUUGAAGAGAAUAGCAGAGCUUUGGAGUAUCUCGCCAAAUACGGUAGUUCUUCAAGUUUAGAAAGCUCCGGAACUACUUCUUCUGCUACAAAAGACAAAUGGAAACUUGGAGCUAGGAAAACUUUACUACAAUGGGUUUCUAAUGCUUUACCAAGUGACUCAGGAAUUGAAGUAAAAGACUUUGGAGCAAGUUGGCGUGAUGGUGUAGCCUUCCUAGCCAUAAUCGACGCCAUCAAAGCCAACCUGUUGAACCUCGCCGAAUUGAAGAAGGAAUCCAAUCGUACCCGCCUGGAAACAGCGUUCGAUGUAGCUGAAUCUGAAUUGGGUAUUGCACGUCUCCUAGAUCCUGAAGACGUAGACGUCCCUAAACCGGACGAACGAUCAAUCAUGACUUACGUGGCACAGUUUCUGCACAAAUAUCCGGAACCUAAAAGUACAGGUCCGGACGCCAUCGCAGCUAUUCAAGAAGAGUACAGUGAACUACUUGCUUGGCUUUUGAAGAAGACUCAAUAUCUGGAACACCUUCAACAGACUAAUUCAUUAUCUCGUGAUUAUAAUGAUUACUUGGCUUUUAAAUCUGAUGCCGAAGAGAAAGAAAAAGUGUUUUUGAAGUUGAAGAACUUGAUUGAAUCCCAGAGUUUGGUAUCAAUCGCAAAAGAAUCAUGGUUUGAUAUUACUAGACUUUGGUAUUUGUUAGAGAAACAAAUGAGGUAUUGGUUGUGGUUGUUGGAUUCUCAACUGCCUGGUGAAUUCGGGGAAGUUGGUGAAUGGCUUGCGAAAGCUGAGAAAUUGAUUUAUGAUGAUGAGAUACCAACGGCUAUGAAUGAGGAUACUGCGAAGAUUAUCAGCAGGAAGUUGGAGGAACAUAAAUUGUUCUUUGCUGAUCUACCAGCGAUUGAAGCCAAGUUUGCGCAGGCUUGUCAGGGACCUUUGGUUCGAGAAGUGCCUUCUGUGCAGUUGGACAACAUGACGGAACGACUAAGGGAUAUUAAACCUAAAGCAGCCCAGAGGAGGGUUAGACUGAAAUUCUUAGAACACAAAUGUUGCCUUAUUGCAUUUUUGCAACUCACCGAAACCAAGUUAAAGUCCUGGACAGCCAAAUACGGAAGAUUGGACAAAGUUGUUCAACUUUUAGACCAGUAUAGAAAUUUCGUGUCAAAGAAUCAUAUUUUCCAAGAAUUCAACAAAGCUUAUAUUGACAUGCAAGCGGUUAUUGAUGAAUACAAACGGGAUGGGAACAUAGACAAAAACGAAAAAUACGAAGUAGAUAAAUUUAUCAAAGAUAUAGCAGACCGUUGGAAGAAUGUUUCAAUGGAGUUACGAUGUGUUCAGAGUAUGUUAGAAGAAGUGGUUGCUUACUGGCGUAGAUGGGAUGGUCUCUCCGUUCAGUUUGAUCAAUGGUUGGACCAAGCGGAAGUCGCCAUCAAACAGAACGAGGAACAAAAAAUGGAAUUCUUCCAAGAUAUCAGUGUGUGGAGGGAUAACUAUCAAUUACUUGGAGAUACAGUGAGUUUCCUGAUUGCUACCUGUGAAGAUAAUCUUGCUAUGGAGUUGAGGGAUCACUACAACCGAAUGACAGAAAGAUGGGAGAAGUUAUACCCACAUGUGAACAAAUAUAGUCAUGCUGGGGAUAUCCUCAGAAACAGAAAGGACUUCAGAGCUGGAGUGGAUACUAUUUCUAAUUGGUUGAGAAAAGCAGAAGGUAUUCUUGCUAAUAAACAAUUAGGAUCAACCAAAAAGAUACAAGAACACCUGAAUGACUUAACGACUCUUCAAUCUGAAGUUGAAUCGAUGGAAUCAUUGUUCAAAGAUGUUUCCAAGACUUUCCAAAUGUUGAUUCAAGAGUUGAACAGAGAUGACGUUGAUAAAAUGAUGGCGACUCUAAAACAAGAAAAGGAGGCUUUAGUCAGAGUUAGAGCUUUGAUCCCAAUGCAGAUUAAUCUCUUUAACCAACUUUUGGUUCAACAACAAAGUUUAGAAUCAGGUCAACAAGAGAUUAAUGCUUGGUUAGACGCAGCUGAAGAUCAUUUGAGUCAUUUAACACUGACAUGUGACAAAGAAACACUUCAUAAACAACUGGAUAGACAUAAACAAUUCUUCACGAAGACCCUGUAUUACAAAUCAAUGCUAGACAGUAAAAACAAAGUCCUCCGGAACAUUGUGAAAAGCAUUGAUCAAAAUACCAAUCUGGACGUAGCUGAAACAAAUGCCAAAAUGGAGCAACUCAAUGACAGGUUCGAUUAUGUUGUUGAGAAUGCUCAAGUCUGGGAGCAUAAGUUCCAGGAAGCAAUCAGAUGUUGGUUUAACUUCUUGGAAUGCGAACGCGUUAUUGCUGACUGGCUUAACAAGGCUGAUCAACUGAUAAGCGAGAAACACAUCGAUUCUAAAAACGCUGUGGAGUUACAUAAAAACUUCUUCGAACGUGUGAAUGAAAAAUGGAUACAUGACUUAACACAAACAGCUCAGGAUUUGUGUAAUUGUCUUCCGAGUGAUCAACACAAACCUAUAAUCCAAUCAGUUGAAAAGUUACAAACAAAAUGGAGGGAAAUCUUGUCAUUUGCACCGUUGCAUUUGAUAAGAUUAGAAUUCCGUCUGGAUGAGUCUUCAUUUAAUUAUUACAUCAAAGAAAUCGAAAAACAGUUGAAUAUUGAACAGCAAGCUUUUAAUAAACAAGAAAAUAUCAAUGCUAUUUUGAGUAAACAUAAUGAUUUCUUUAACCCGCACGGAAUCAUGGCUGAAACUCAACGCUGCGUGAUGAAUUUGGAGAAAAUCACCACUACUUAUAAUCAAUUUAGACCUGAUGACAAGAGUUUGAGUGAAGCUUACGAUAAGGCAGUGAUUGCUUGGAAGAACGUGAAUGCAAAGGCGGAAGCUCUCAAGAUUCAGCUGGAUCAAGUGCCGGAAAAGUGGGAGAAAUAUCAUGAGAAGUUUAAUGCCAUGGUGGGAUGGAUGAAUCAAGUCGACGGGAUGCUGCGCAACAUUCUCAGCGACGUCAAUAGCGUAGAAGAGUUUGAACGAGAAAAGGCAGUAUUUCAACUGAAGACAUUAAUGAAUAUCUGCAAAGAUGCCGAUUCUAAACGUGAAGAUAUGAAGUGGUUGGUGCAAACUUUAGAUUCGCUUACAUCGCAUUGUCCGGAAAAUCAAGCUAUUGCUGAGCAAACAAAGUUAGAAAACUUAAUUUCUCGCUAUAAGAACCUUAUCCCAACUUUGGAGAUAACCAUGGUGAAAACCGAUGUGCUUUCGAAAUGUUACACCUAUCGUCGUGAGGUGCGCGAAGUAUGCUUAUUACUAAAACGCGUUAAGGAUCAAUCUAUGGAGCAACCUCCUCUAGAAAGUCUUGAAACUGUUUCUACAAUGAUUAAACAGCAAGAAACUGCUAUAACCCAACUAGAUCUUCAACGUCCUAAUAUAAUGUCAAUGUUACAACGUGGUAAGGAGUUAGCUAAAGAUGUUAAUGCUCCCACGUUUGUAAAAGAAGAAGUCAAGAACUUAGAAGUAGGUUGGACGGAAGCUUUUGAUGAAACUGCCAAUAGUCUGAAACGAUUGAAGAGCACCCACACUCUGUGGACCAGCUACAAUCAACAAAAGAAUGAUAUUUUGGAGUUGUUAGCUAAAGCUGAUGCUGACUUAAACAGGAUCCAUCCUGGUCAUUACAAUUCUAGUAAUCUAGUGUCGGAAUUACAAGCCAAACAAGAGAUGGCUAUACAUUUACGUGAAACAACUGAAGAAAUGUUAAGGAGAUUGAGGGAUUUGUGUAAUAAGUUCAUUGAAGUCGCACCACCAGUUAAAAAAGUGGAACUGAAAGAAGAGGUCACUGUUAUUGAAAGGAAAACAGUCACUACUUUAGAAAAUGUUCAACAAAAAGUUGAUUUUCUUGAAGAUUUUAACAAGAAAUGGACUGGAUUCCAAAAGAAUUUGGCUGAAUUACAACAUUGGACACUUCAAAGUGCACCUCAGUUAUUAAGCGCUGCACAUGAAGAAAAUAUUGCUCCUGAAGAUCGUGUAGCAAAAACACAAUUACUACAGAAAGAAAUUGUUCACAAAAUUAAAAUUUUGGAUUCUCUUGGAGCAGAUGCCAUGAAAUGGCUACCAGACAAUAAAGAAAAUAUUGAAGCUCAAAGAAUGAGAGCCGAUGUUAUAACAUUACAAGAAAAAGUUGGAACCAUCAAAGGUAAUGUUGAAAGUCAAGCUGCGUUGGUUAGUAAAGAUUUAUCAACGUGGCAAAAAUAUCAAGGAAGUUUACAUGAAGUUAAACCUUGGUUAGAACAAGCAGAGAUUAGGAUAGCUAUGCAACCACAAAAGCCUCUUACGAUGCAGGAGGCUAUUGAAAUGCAAGCUGAAAAUGCACAGUUUGCAAAGGAUUGUGACCUUAAUUUUGGUAAAUUAAAAGGAGUUGUGGAGAUUUCCCAAAUGAUUGUGACUAAAACAAAUGCUCCAGAUGAAGUGGAUUCUAUGAAAGCAAGAUUCUCGAAUGUUCAAUCAGCUACAGCGCAACAAGCGCAAAGGUUGGAUAAACUCGUAGCUAAUUGGAAUGAUUUUGACAAUAAUGCCAAACAAUUAGAAGAAUGGACUAUUGAAAAACAAAAGAUUAUAGUUCAAAAGUCAAUAAAUUUAAAUACACCAGAUGCUGAUAAACUUGAAAAAGAACUCGCAAAAUUAAAAAACUUAAACAACGAAAUUUCCGAACGUCAAGCUCAUGUUAUUACUUUGAGCCAAGCAUCUGAUGCAGUCUGUCAUAAUUUAGCUCCAGAAGGAACUGUGCUAAUUAAACAUAGAGUACAGGAAUUAAAAACAGGGUUAAAUCAACUUGCGGAAGCAACCAGAGCUAAAAUUAAUGAAGUUUCCGAUGCCAUUAUGGCAAGACAUGAAUUCCAGACAAGAAUUACCGAAUUUAGAACGUGGGUUGAUACGCUCACUUCUAAUGUAGCACAGAUUGAUGAUAUUAAACCCGAUAAAGUUGAUUCUGCGUUGAUUAAUAUCCAUGCAUUAAUGCAGGAAUAUUCUGAGAAACAACCCACAUUUGUUGCUAUUUACGAAGAAGUGAAAAACAUCAAUUUAAUGACUCCGAGAGCUGAAAAUGAAGAUCUUAAUGAAGAAUAUUCUAAACUUGUUAAUAACUAUAAAGACAUAGAAACAAAUUUGAUUCAAAAGAAAGGCGCGCUUGAGAAAUGGAAUGAAUUAUUAAAUUGGUGUCAAGAAACUGGUCAACAAUUAUCGCACAUCAAAUUCCAAAUUGAAAGUCAAAAGAGUAACCCAGAGGAAUUACAAAGACUCAAUGCUGAAAUUGAUUUGAUUGUUAAUAAAUUAACUGUGUGGAAGCAAACAGCUAUUGCUAUUGAUAAGAAACCGAUUGUGACAGUUUUGAAUGAAGCAGGACUUCCGGUUACUGCUGAAUCUUUCGUAAAAGACAUUGAACAAAAGGCUCUUAGUUACAAAACACAACUUUCUGAGAAAUUAGAAGGUUUACAACAACUGAAACAACAUUGGAAUAAAUUUGAUGAUAUCCAGAAACAAGUUAAUGAUAACAGAGAUGAAAUCAUUGGAAAAUUAAAUGCCAUUGACGUUAAUAUUAAUAAACCUGAAGAUUUACAACCUGCUGUUAAUGAAAUCAAUAAAUUACUGGAUUUACACGCUCAGACUACAGAUUUAAGAGAAAGUCUUCAAAGAGAAGGACAACAAUUAAUGAAACAAGAUAUUCAGAAUGUUACUAUUAUUCAGAAUAUUUUAUCAACUAUAGAAACAGGUUGGGAUAAACUGCAUGAAGAAAUGCGUGAACAAAAACUUAAAUAUUCUGAUAUUAUCUAUGCCUACAAUGAAUUUAAAGAAAUCAAAAAUCGUGUUGAUGAAGAAAUUAAAAGUGUAAAACAAAUUAGUCUUGAAACACCGAAUGAUUCCAUCCAAGCGAAUGUAAAUGCUGAGAAAGCAAAGAAAACUUUAGAAGCAGUGAAGAAGAUCAAAAUAUCUUUGGACAAAAUGGACGCCAAAGGAGAUAAUAUCAUCAAGAAAUCAAUUGGUAUUGAUGGUAUGGCACCAAUCAUACGUAAUGAGUUACAAAUCACUCAUAAAUCAUGGAGUGAGGUGUAUGAAACUAUUCUGAAGUUGGUACAAACUACAGAAUCACAAGCAGUGAUUUGGAAACAUCUUGAAGACACUAAAAACAAACUUUUAGCUUGGAUAAAUGAACAAAGCAUGGAAUUGUCAUUAGCUAUUGAGAGACCCAAUGAGUUAGAAUUGGGACAAGCUAAACUUGCGAAAUAUAAAGAUGAAUUACCUUCCUAUUUGAGUUUGAAGAAGAGUGUAUCAGUUAAACAUCAACAACUCUCAGAAUUAUGUGACCAUAAGGAGAUAUCUACUGUUCAAGCAUUGAUGAAACUUUUAGAAGAUCAAUUUGAAGAUGUUGAGAAAACUGCAGAAAAAUUACAAGGAGUUAUUGCUAACUUUAGCGAAAAGGAGAAUGCUAUUCAGAAGGCGCUUAAAAUUGCUACAAAUCAAGUUGCUAACUUAAGAGAAGAAAUUAUCAAAUGUGAAGACCUUUCUGGAGAAAACACUAAAGUAUUAGAAAGGUUGGUUAAAUUACAGGAAGCUAAAGGAAAGUUGGUAAAAUAUGAAGGAGAUAUUAAACAAAUUGAUGUUCAAAUUAAGGAUCUUAAUGCUGCGUAUCCAAAUGUAGGAUCUUUACCAUCAGAAUACCAAAAUUUGAAGAAAAGAUACGAUGUUGUUUUAGCUCAUGCUGGAAAAAUUGAAACAUCUUUGUUAGUGUUCCUCAAGAAGUAUCACAAUGAUAAAUAUGCAGCUUUGCAGAGAUUAAUUCAAACCCACAAAGAAAAGGUUCAGUGGUGUAUGCCUGAAGCAGCUAGUGACAAAUACAAUUUAGAAGUUAAAUUAAACGCGUUGAUUCCCAUUGAGAAAGCGCUGGAAGAUUGUGACUUCAGAAAGAAGGAACUUGAAGAAUCUUUGAAAGUUUUAGAAAGUGUAGAAUCCCCUGAAACUAUUAAACUUCUAAUUGCCGAAAGAGAUAAUUUAUUGUUAGAUCUAAAAGACUUGAAAGAAAAUUACCAGACUACGAAAACAUUACUUGAAAGAAAUAUCAACUUACACAAAAGAUAUGAUGAUUUAUCUGAAGAAAUCUCCAACUGGCUUAAAGAUAUUGAGAAUAAAACCAGAACAGAUUGUACUCCACAGUUGGAUAUUAAGAAAGUGGAUGACAAAAUUAAAGAAAUUACUAAAUUGCAAACAACAAUCACGAAUUAUCUUCCUAAAUUUGACGAGUUAUCAAUUCUCAGUGAUGAUAUGAUGCAAGAAGUACCAGAAUCACGUGUAGGACAAUUUGUACAACAUCUCCAUACACGACUUCAGGCUGUUAACAAAUUCUUAGCCCAUUAUCUGCAAAAAUUGAAUGAAUUGAAACAAUAUAAACAACAAUAUAGAGAGAGUAUUAAAGAUGUAGAAAACUGGUUGGUUGAAGCAGAGAAAAAGGCAAAAACAUUCAAAGGUUACAAACCCAGUGAAAAUACUCUUGAUGAGUUAAAACAAUUUGCUGCUCAGCGAGAACUUGGGCAACAAUUACUAAACAAAGCUGUAGAAAAUGGUGAAGCAAUGUUCUCUGGAGUAAUUCCUGAAAACCGUGACGCUAUUCGAAUUGAAUUGAGGAAUUUAAGAGAUAAAUCUGAAAAAUUAAUUAAUCAAGUCAACACAAUCUACAAACAAGUUGAGAAUAUUCUAAUGGAAAGAAAUUCCUUCGAUGAUUCAUUCAAACAGUUGAGUGCAUGGAUUGAUGACUCUAAACUUAAACUAGAAGAACAAAACCUUGAUGCAACAUUACCUGAAAAGAAAGAGACUCAUCAUAAGUACAGAACACUCGCCAAUGAUGUGAAUUUACAUAAAAAUAUCUUACAACAACUUUCUGAUAAAAUUAAAUCAUUAUCAGAUGCCGAUGCAGAGAAGAAACUGAAAGAAAAGUUGGAAGAAUAUAAUUUGUUACAAGGACAAGUCACUGAUAGAGUAAAACUCUCAGAAAGUUAUAUUACAGCGCAUGAAAGUUAUAUUCAAGUUUUAGAAAAAUGUAGAGAUUGGUUGAGUGCUUUGACAUCCGAAGCAGCUUUGUUGGUUGAUGAAGGAUCUUCAGAAUCUGCAGAUGCUAGACUUAUAAUUGUUGAAAAUCUACUCGGACAGAAAGAUGACGGAGAUAAAAUUAUUGCUUCCUGUAAAGCUCAGCUUGAAACUGUUUUAAAACAAACAGCUCCAAGUGGACAUCCACCUUUGUUACAAGGAUUCAAGGAACAAGAAGAAAGUUGGAAUAAAUUCUUAUUGAUGUGUAAUGAUGCCCAAGAAAAACUGAAUGAAAUUUAUAACAAAUAUGCUGAGUUCGAAGCACUAAUUGAUGAUUUAGAUCUUUGGUUGAAACAGAUGGAAGCACAAGUUAAAGAUCAAAGCUUGAAGAGUACAGAAGAAACUAAAUUAGCGCAUUGUGGAAAAUUAAAAUUAUUAGAACAAGAGAUUUUAACUAAAAAUGUUGAUUUAGAAAGUGCUGGGGAAUUAGUUAAGAGUCCUGAUAUUGACACACAAUUAGCAACUAAAGUUUCUCAACUUGUAACAAGAUACAAUUCAGUGAAGAAUGCUGUAAAGGAAGGUAUCAAUCGUUAUCAAGGUUUCCACAAAGAACAUCAAACAUUCAACAAAGAAUAUCAUGAUUUUGUGCAGUGGUUAUCUGAGAAAGAGUCAGAAUUAUCUGAUAUGAGUCAUAUUGUUGGUGAUUUACACGUGUUACAGGAAAGACAAGUCAAAAUUAAGAAAAUGCUAGAAAUGAAGAAUCAACGUCAAGGAACAUUUGAAAAUCUUCUUGAAAACGGAGAAAAAUUAUAUUCUCAUACAUCUCCUGAUGGAAGGGAAAUUAUCAGACAACAAUUGAGGAAUCUAAGAACAAUUUGGGACGGAUUUGCGGAUGAUCUUCAAGGAGCCUUGAAUAAAUUGGAUCAAUGUUUGAUUCAGUUUGCUGAUUUCACUUCAACACAAGAACAACUCACCAAAUGGUUGAAAGAUGUAGAAAAAGCAAUGCAUCAACACACAGAAUUAAAAUCAACACUACAAGAAAAACGUGCACAGUUACAGAAUCAUAAAAUAAUGCAUCAAGAAAUUAUGUCUCAUCAACAACUAGUUGAGUCUGUUUGUGAAAAAGCUCAACAUUUAGUUGAUGCAACCCAAGACAAAUCUUUGAAUAUUUAUUUACAAUCCAUCAAACAAUUGUUCCAAGAUAUUGUAGAAAAAUCUAAGGAUUUAUUGCGAAAUUUAGAUUCUUGUGUUGAUAAACACACUCAGUAUAACCAACUGGUAACGGGCUUCAAAGAUUGGUUACAAGAUCAAGGCGAGAAAGUAAGAGAACUUGAAGAUUUAUCUGGAGAGAAAACUGAUAUUCAACGGAGAAUCGGAGCAAUCAAAGCCUUGAAAACAAACGACGCAGAAAAAAUGCUUGAGGAAAUUGAACAACAAAUUGAAAUCAUGAGAAACAACACAGCUCCUAAAGGAAUUGACAUGUGUAAUGAAGAGCUGAAGAAUCUGAGACUCUUAUUAAAUACACAUCUAGAAAAUGUUGAUUCUGCAAUCAUUAAACAGGAAGGAACACUUCAAUCAUGGUCAGAAUUUGAAGAGUUAGAAGAUCUUACAACUUGGUUCAAAACCACCGAAACUGCAUUUAGGGAUCAACCUUUGCAGAUUACACAUAAAGAUAAACUGGAACAAUUCAAGAAGAUUACAAUUGCUAAAGAUGAAGUUGUUGCUAAGGAGAAGAAUGUUGAUGCGUUUGUUGAUAAAAGUCAUGCUUUACUCCAACUAAGUAUGUCUCAACGUAUAAAACCUUUAAUAUCCAACAUUACUACACGUUAUCAAUCAUUACAUUCAUUGUGUAAGGAUGUAUUCAACCGUUGGCAGAAUAUGGUUGAUGAUCAUAAGAGUUACCAAGAAAAAUUGGAAGAUGUGUCUAAUUGGUUGACUCCAUUAGAAAAACAUUUAGCUACACUUAAAGCUGAUGAUUUAGGAGAUAAUAUUGAAGCCACCACAAGUAAAAUACAAUUAUUAGUCUCAGAGAAAGAACAAGGUGAGCCUAAAGUAAAUAGUCUUAUUCUAAUGGGAGAAAGAUUAUUCCCGGAUACAGCAGCGCAAGGACGUGAAAUUAUCCGGAAUGAAUUGAGGAAUAUUCGUGACCGUUGGGAUAAAUUCGAUGAAGGUGUUAAACUCCAACAAAAACUCAUGGAAAGUCAAAGUUUGCAGUUGAGUUCAUAUCAAGAUAACUUACAUCAAGUUUUGGCAUGGUUGGACUCAAUGGAGAAGGUGAUGCAGGUUGAUCCUUCAACAUGGACUAGUGUCCAAGAAGUUCGUGCUAAAUUAUUAAAAUACAAAACAAAUCUUCAAGAGAUUAUUAAUCACAAACGUGUCAUUGAAGGUGUCACAGAAAAAGCUCACAUCAUCGUUCAACUUACAAAUAACAAAGAAAAGGCUUCCGAAGUUGAAGGAACUAUUACUUCAAUCAAUACGAGAUAUCAAAAUUUAUUGAAACACUCCAAUGAUAUAAUAUCACAGUUGGAAGAUUGUCUUGGUGUUUACCAACAAUUCUAUGACACACAGAAAUUACUUCAAGAUUACCAGAAAGGACUCUGGGAUAAACUCGCUGGAUAUUCAGACUAUUCUGGCAAUAAAGCUAUUUUAGAAGAACGAUUACAACAGGUUACCAAGAUUGCUGAUCAGCUUCCAGAAGCACAGAUAAAAUUAUCUGAACUUGAAAAGCAUAUCGAGACUAAAGCGAAUGUAUUACCGGCAAGAGCAAAAGAAGCGAUGAAGAAAGAUAUGGCGAAUCUAAAGUUUGAUUUGGAGAAGUUUACCACUUCCAUGAAUGAUGUACAAAGAAGAUUACAGCAGAGGCUUGAUCAAUGGAACGAGUAUGAUACUAUUAUGGAUCGUUUACUUGCGUGGUUGACGGAUGCUGAGAUGUUACUCAAAGGAUAUGGAUUCAGGAAUACUGUGGAAGAAAAACAGGAACAAUUCGGAAGAUAUCAGGAGUUGUGUAAAACCGUGGAGUCACGUGCUGCUGACGUAAAGGCGUUUACAAAACUAUCCGAUCAUUUAGAACAAGCUUUGAUAGUAAGUCUGAGACACAACGAAGCUGAUUUUGACAAACUCACCGAUGAUUCCACCGAAUUGGUUGAAAGCAGUGGAGACACCAGGAUAUCCGUCAGUGUACAACAAGUUUCUUCAAGAUUCCAAAGCAUCCAGAACACUGCGAAAGAAAUUGUUAAGAAAUGCGAACAAGCUGUUGCUGAUCAUAAAUUAUACAACGAAAAAUAUCGCCAAUGCAGUGAUUGGAUUGCGGCAGCUAAAGGUAGAUUUGAUACUUGUUUGGAGAAUUUGAAGAGUGGAUCAAAAUCGGCAAUCGCCGAUCAAAUAAAUUUACUUGAAGAAUUACUCUCACAACAAACAAGUGCUACUUCCCUUUUGAACAAUACUAUUGAAUUAGGAGAGAAGUUGUAUCAGAGCACUGGACAUGAAGGCAGAGAAAUCAUUAGUAUUCAGUUACAAGAACUACAACAAACUUUAGAACUCUUAUAUGACGGUAUUAAUAGUACAGAUAGAGACCUGAAAACUAGGUUGAGUAGACUAAGUGGUUUUGAAGAUUCAAUGGAAGCAAUGAAAACAUGGCUUAAGCAAAUCGUUAAGCAACUUCCGGAAGAAAUAGAAUUGAAAGCUACUCUACAAGAAAAGAAAGAUCAAUUGCAAGUUUACAGAAAUUUAGUACAUGAUGUAAUUCUCCAUCAAGAAGAUAUUAUUGACUUAAAAGAUAAUGUUGAUAAUUUACCGGAAGUCAACGAGAAGAUUAAUCAACAGAUGAAGGCAAUUUCUGAUCAACAUGCGAAAUUGUUGAAACGUGCACAAGGCUUUGUUGAACAAUAUGAAGUCAUUACAAAUGAUCAUCAACAGUUCUCUAAAGCUACUGGUGCUUUGAAUGAUUGGAUGAGUAACACUACAAGUUCCAUUUCUUCAUGGGGUGAUGUAGACGUAGAAAGAAUCACUUUGAUUUCUAACUUAGACAGACUCAAAGCUUUGAAGGCGUCUCUCCCUGAAGAAGAAGCAAGAAUAACAAGUAUCAGAUCACUUGGCGAAAAAGUCAUCCCAGCUACUAUUGAUUAUGGUCAGCCUGCAAUUCGAACUGAGGUAGAUAAUUGUACCAAGGACUGGUCUGCUAUGGUUUCUACAAUUGACAGUUUAAUAGAUGCAUUGGAACUGAAACAACAACACUGGAACGAAUUUGAAACAUUGAAAGACAGCAUCAUGGCUUGGUUAAGAAACACAGACACAGAAUUACAUUCAAUUGAUUUGAAAUCAACUGCUGAUGAAAAGGUCGACCAACUGGAAGUUUUAAAAAAUUUACAAGGAGAAGUUAGAGCAAAGGAGUUAGAAAUUGAUUCCGUUACAGAAAAAGCUCAGAUGUUACAUAAAGGUUUAAGUCAAAGGAGUUCAUUGAUUUCUGAAAUGGGCGUAAAAUAUCAACAAUUGUAUCAUAAAGUAAAGGAUUUGACAACACGUUGGCAGCAAUAUGUUGCAAAUCAUCAAGAUUUCAACAAUAAAAUUAAGAGUGCUGAACAUUGGUUAGAUGAUAUUAAGAACAAAUUAAACUAUUGCUCAGACUUAGGAGCUGCCUCACAGAAAGACCUAGAAAAGAAAAUGGCGAUAUUACAAGAUUUAAUUGUAUUUAAAGAAGAAGGUUUUGGUAAGAUACAGAAUUUAGUAGAAUUGGCACAGAUUGUUCUCGCAAAUACCGCACCAGAAGGUCACGCAGAGGUUAACAAUGCUCUGGCUAAACUAUCAGAUCAAUGGUCUCUGUUAGCGUCUAAAAUGAUUGACACCAAAGCUAUUCUGGAUGAUAGUCUUAGAAAAUGGGCUGGAUUGUUUGAUCAAACCAAAGGACUCAACAAAACUAUUGAAUGGAUGCAGCAACAGGUUGAUGAACUGUCAGUUCUACAAUCUAACAUACCAGAAAAGAAAUCACAACUUGAUCGGCUUCAAAAUGUUGAAGAAAAAGUCCGUUGUGAAAAGAUUGAGGUUGAUAACAUUAGAAAUAAAGUAACUGAAUUACUUAAUAGUAAACAACAACGUCAAUCUGCUAAAGAAGCUAAAGUUACUUUGGAUAAAUUUGAUGAUUUGUCUAAUAAGAUUACAAAACUUUUAUAUGCACGUGAACAUCAAUUCAGAGAUCACAAAGCUUAUAAAGAAGCUUAUGAAGAGUUCCAAAGAUGGUUGACUAGAGCCCAAGAAAAGAUUCCACAAAUUAAACAAAAACCAAUUGGUGACAAAUUGUCUGUUGAGAUGUUUUCUGCUCCUUUGGAUGCUCUGUUGAACAAACAAGCACAAGGUGAAGUGUUGUUGGAUACUUUAGAUCAUACUGCACAAGUAGUUCUACCAAAUACAAGCACUUCAGGACAGGAUGUGAUCAAAAACGAGAUUCGUGCUUUGAGGGAAUCCUUCGAAAGACUUUUCAAGGAAUUAAGAGAUCAAAGAGAACAACUUGAAGUUGUACUUCUACACUGGCGGGAAUACAAGGAUGAAUAUGAACGUCUCUCUGACUGGUUACAACAGAUCGCUAUCUUAACCAAGAACCAAAAAAUAGCUUUAUCUAGCAAUUUAGCAGAGAAAGCAAAACAAGUCAAAGACGUCAAAGAAAUCUUACAAAAACUAGACAAUGGCAAAAAGGAUUUUGACAAAUUCAACGAAUUUGCUAAGAAAUUCCUCAAUUCACCUUUGGAUAUCUACGUAAACAAUCAACUACAAGCUUUGAAUUCAAGAUACCAGGUAGAAAUCAACUUGGCAAAGGAUGUGUUGAAGAAAGUAGAAACCAAUCAUGAUCAACACAAAGAAUACGAGAAGAAUCUAACUAAGAGCAGAAAAUGGAUCGAUGAUGCUCGUGAAUUGAUCAGAAAUUGUUCAGAAGGAGCCAACACCACAAGUAAAGAUACCCUUCAGGGACGUCUUGAAGAAGUGCAAAAACUCUUAGGAAAACGCGAAGAAGGACAAAACUUGAUUCAUACAACAAUCAACAGUGGUGAAAAAGUGCUUCGUAAUACAAAAUCUGAUGGUAGAGAUAGAAUCAACAACGAAAUUAAAGAAUUACAAUCAGAUUGGGAGAAACUCAUCAAGAAGAUGUCCACGGCAAAGGUGCACCUAGAAACAGCUCUUCUUCAAUGGGCAGACUAUGAUUCCUCUUACUCACAACUCCAACAAUGGAUAACUGAUAGAGAAGCUAAAUUACAACAGGUUUGUGAACAAAAGGUGACAGCUAAAAAGGGUCAAAGUGGUUUAAGUUCAUUACCAAUCGGUGAACGUAAAGCAACCCUUCGGGAAACCAACAACAUCGUUCAAGAUAUUGUCUCAUUUGAACCAAUGAUUCAAUCGGUAACAUCCAAAGCUGAUAAUUUGAUGCAAGGUGCUCCAGCUUCAGAAAUUUCAACGAAAUAUGAAUCCCUAACAAAACAUGCGAAGGAGUUGUAUGCCAAACAAAAGGAAACCGUGGAACAACAUCAAGCGUUUGUCGAUGCCGCAAAUGACUUUGUUCAAUGGAUUCGUUACUCCAAAGAACGUCUGAGUAAAUGCUCAGAACCAACAGGUGAUAAAGAAAGUCUUGCUUCAAAACUUGCACAACUUAAAGUAUUACUCAACGAAUUAAACGACGGUCAAAAGAAGUUAGAAUUUGCUCUUGAACAAGGAGAUGUUGCUUUGCAUUGCGCUGAUGUUCAAGAUAAAGAUAUUAUCGAAGAAGAAAUUGGUUUACUUCAGGAUGACUUUGAUAAUUACGUUGAUUCUGUUAAUAACAGUAAAAAUCUUCUUGAAGUUGGAAUUGUUAAGUGGACAGAAUAUGAAGAACAUUAUCAAGAGGCAUCUGAAUGGAUUGCACAGACAGAAGAAUUGGUACAGUCCUAUAACAAAUUACAGGAUAGUCUAGAAGAGAAACGUAUGCUUCUUGAACAAUUCCAAGUUCAAUUACAGACUUUGUUUGACUGGCAGAGGGAAUUAGACAGGUUGAAUAUGCGAGCGCAAGUUUUAUUGGAAACAUGUGCAGAUACAAGAAUUAGUAAUGCUGUUACACAAAUGUCUACCAAAUACAACGCGUUAUUAUCUUUGGCGAAGGAAGUUAUGCGACGUUUAGAAAUGCAUUAUCAAGAACAUCAACAACACAACACCCUGUAUCAAGAAUGUCAAGACUGGGUGUUUAGAACUCGCGAUAAACUCAAUGAAUGUUCAGAAAUUCCUAAUACUUUGAAUGAAGUCAAUAAUAAACUACAGAUUGUCAAAGGUAUUAGGACAAUGUUAGAACAAGGACAAAAUAAACUGAGAUAUAUUAUGGAGUUGAAAGAGAGGGUUAUUAUGAAUACUGAACAAAGUGGCGCGGCUAAAAUUCAGGAAGAUACUGAGACUUUGAAACAAGACAUGGAAAAACUUUUGGUGGACGUGAAUGAUAUUAGAACUAAAUUGCAGAAUAGAGCAACACAACUUGAAGAUAUUGCUAAGGCAUACAAAGUGCUUAAUGACUGGUUACAGGAAACUGAAGCACAGAUGCAAACUGACGGUGAAGAUUUGAAUGACCUCAGUGAAAAGAAAGCUAAACUUGAAAAGUUCAGGAAUAUUCAGAAAGAAAUUGGUAGCCAUCAUGAUUUAGUUGAUAAACUUCGUUCCAAACUUAGUGAUCAAAAAGUUUUACCUGAGUAUGAAGCUUGUUUUGAUAAAUACAACGCUCUUAAGGUGCAAGUUGCAGAAUCAAUUAAACAACUACAAGAACAAGUUAAAGAACAUGAGAAAUAUAAGAAAUCUUACGAUGAGGCUUAUGAAUGGAUUAGGAAAACAAGAGUGGAAACUCAACAGUGUUCCGAUCUUCAUGAACAACUUGGUGUGAUCAAAGAUAAAGAAAAGAGGAUAAGUAAAAUAUUAGAAUCAAUCCCAGAAUGUGACCAAUUGGUAGAUAAAACUAUAGAAUUGAGUAUUUCUGUAAUGAAAACAACAGGAUCUGAAGGUCAGGACACUAUUAAAAUCGAAAUUGAAGAGUUGAAGAACGAAUGGGAAGGCUUGCAAUAUAUUUGUAAAGAAACACAUCGUAAUCUUAACAAAUGUAUUGAAGCAUGGAAAGAUUAUAGUGAGGCUUAUAACAAAAUGAAGUCCUGGAUUAAUGAACAUGAUGCUUUGGUUCAGAAAGAAAUGAAAGCUGAACAUAAACGACCUGAAGAUCUUGAAAGAUGUAAAGUGUUGUUGGAGAAAGUUAACGGUGGUAAAGUUCAAAUGGAACAGCUAAAUGAUGCUUGUGAAAUGCUCAUGGAACAAAGUGCUUUGAGUUGGGUUAGGGACCAAACAGUUAACUUACAGGUUGCCUACAGUAAUCUGUUGACAAAUGCACAGGGAUUGGUGUCUAAAGUUGAGAAGAACCUUACUGAUCAUACAGAAUUCUUGAAUGCUAAAAAGGAGUUAGAAGCUUGGUUACACAAAGCUCAUUCUGUUAUUCAAGAAUGUUUAGGUAAUGGAGAUGAAAGUGAUUUGAAAGACAAAAUGUCCAAAGUACGUGGUGUUGCUACCAAUUUAUCAGAAGGACAGAGAAUGUUGACGACAUUACAAGAUGCAUUCACCAAAGCAAUCAAUACAGCACCAGCUGAUAAACAGGAUAAUUUACGAGAAGAUAUGGCUACUUUGAAGAAUAGUUGGGAUCAGCUAAACAUGGAUCUUAACUCAAUUCAAGCCCAAUUGAAGGUUUCGCUAACAAGAUGGGAGGAUUAUAAUGCUUCCAAACAAGCUAUGAACAACUGGCUUAACGAAAACGAAGCCACUUUGAAGGAUAAGAUAAAUACUAAGGGAGAACUUUCCGAAAUGAAAACACAAAUGGAAAGAUACAAAAACAUUCAGAAUGAAAUUACAUCAAAACAAACAGACUUAGAACGCCUUCAAGGAGAAUGUGAUACUUUAUCAGACUGGGCAAAGAAUCCAAAGUUGAGGGAUGAACUUAAGAAGUUCCAACUACGCUUGGCCAAGAUCAGCGAAAACUGUGACAUGAGAAAAAUGGAGUUGGAGAAAGAGAUGUUAGAUUACAAUGCGUACCAUCAAAGCAUUCAAGAUACAGAAAAGUGGUUACUUCAAGUAUCCUUCCAUCUAAUGGCUCAUAAUUCAUUGUAUAUCAGUAAUAGAGAACAAACUGAAGAGCAAAUCAAACAACAUAAUGCUCUUACAAAUGAUAUUAACAACUACCAAGCUACUUUGGAUGAUGUAAAGAAAAUGGGUCAUGCACAAAUAGCUAGAUAUGUUUCUUCAACUCCAGAAAUUAGAGAAGUUAUUGAGAAACAACUGAGUAACAUGCAAGAAAGUUAUAAUUCGCUGUUAAACACUGCUACACAGAUAAAGAAACGUCUUUUGGAGUCGCUGGCCAAGUUUAAGGAGUAUGAAGACACUUUGGAAAGUAUUAUGAGUAAUUUGGAAUCCUACGAACCUAUCGUUCAAGUUGAUCUUGAGAAACCAACUGAAACUUUGAAGGAAGCCAAGGAACAACUUGAAAUUGCUAAGAAUAUGCAUAACAAAUUGCAAGGUGAGAAAUCUCGUCUUGCUCUUGCUGUGCAAGCCUGUGAAGCUGCUACAGCAUCAAUAAGUCGUCCUGGAACCCCAGGUAGUUUCAUUGACGAAGGACCUUCGGCUCCUAUUCCACAACGCGAGCUUGAAGUGAGGGCCAAGUUGGAAGACCUUAUCGAUCAGAAGCUCACUGAGACUUCAAAUUCAGACCGAGAUUCUGAAAGUAGACUGAAGUUACUCCUGCAGCAACUAGAAGCGCAUGGUUUUAUUAACAAAUUGCAUAUGCAAAUUGAUAAGGUUCAAUCUCAUCUCGGUAAUCUAACCGCAACGGUUUCCGACUUUGAAGAGAAAUCCAAGCAACGCUCGGCCCUCCGAGACUGGAUCGUCAGCCAAAAGGCUGCGAUAACAGACUGGAAGCUUAAACCAACUAAAUUGAGAGCUGAUGCAGCCAAACAGGAAUUAAACGCUAUGAAUGACUUAAUGUCAUCUUUACAACAACGUAAAAAUUAUUUACAAUCUGAUUUACAAAGUGGUGAUGGCGAUAAUGCAGAGUUAGAAAAAAUGUUAGACAAUCUCGAAAGAGAUCUUUCUGAUGUAAUUGCUCAAAAACAAGCAAAUCAAGAUAUUAUCGAUGAAUAUCGCCAAAUGAUCCAAGUUAUUAAUAACUGGUUCGAUAAUAUCAUCAAACGCGUGGAUGCUGUCGAUAAGGGCAGUGGUUUAACAUGCGCACAGAAGCAGAAUGCUGUUUUAGAAUUACAAGCAGAGUUUGAUGAUCAAGGACCUAAAAGAGUUGAUGAAGUUAAAAGAUUGGCAGGGCAGAUUAUUGAGUUUGUGAAUAAUCUUGAUUCACAACAAGUUGAAGAGCAAUUGAAAGGUGUUGAAAGAAGGUAUAAUGAUAUCGCUAAAAGGUUACAACGAAAACAACAGGUUUUGGACAAUACAAGGAAGGGUAUUGAUGAUACAAGAAACGAAAUUGAACAAGCAAGAGAUUGGUGUAAAGAACGUCUAUCAGAACUUCAACAUCCUCCAUUGUUAGGUUUUGAAAGUAGAAAAGCAGAGGAUAGAUUAACAUCUUUGAAGACUCUACUCAAAGAAGCUGAAAACAAAGCUGUAUUGAAAGAUACUCUCGGAAAGAGAGUUGUUAAUAUGAUGAAUGAAUUAGAACCUAGUGAGAAAUCCCAAUUGGAAACCCUGUUGAAGAACUUGGGUAAUGAACAAGAACAACUGGUUGCAAAAACAAAAUCAGAGAUUGACCGCGUUAAUGCAGCGUUGAACACCAGAAACAACUUGGAGAGUAAUCUAGAAAAAGCUAAAGCUUGGCUUAAAGCUAAGAAUGCUGAUAUUUGCAAACUCAGUGGUUAUUUACCUCUAAAAACUAAAAAGGUAGAAGAUGAAAUCGCGCAGGCUAAUAAAUGCUCCAAAGAAAUCAAGAGUUUCAGAGAAGGUGACCUUAAUGACCUUUUGAAGUUAGGAAACAAUGUUUUAAAAGAAUGUGACGAGGAAGAUCGCGCUCGUCUCCAAACUUUACUCAAUGAAGUUAAAGAUGAAUACGAAACACUCAUCAAUGAAGCCAAAUUAAGACUCGAUUCUUUACGUGAUCUACUGAAAGGUAGAAAAGAGUUUGAAAGCGGUGUUAAUGCCUGUAACGAUUGGUUAAAACAAGCAGAAGUUGCAACAUCUACAGAUUUACGUACUCCUAACUUAGAAGUCCUUGAAGAACAGCUUGUAAAGUAUAUAAAACUUCAGGAAGAAUCAAAGAAAGUUAAUGGGGAUAUUGAUAAAAUUAACGAGCAAGGAAAAGCUAUUAUUCCAACUGUAACUGAUAGCGAUAAGUUAGAAUUGCAAGAAUUGCUUAAAGACAUGCGAGACAGACAUAAACGGAUAUCAGAUAUCAUCGAUGACAGAACGAAUGCUUUAAAACAGAAUAUUCAACAACAGAAAGACGCUGCCAAUAAAAUUCAAGAUAGUAUUCAUUUCAUGAAUGAUAUUCAGAAUGAACUUAAAGAAUUGGCGAAACCUAUUGGUAAUAAAGUUGAAGAUGUGCAUAAUGUUUUACAGACUUAUGAAAGAAUCUUGAAAGAUCUGAAAGCGAAUAAAGCAAAAUUAUCAGAUGUUCCUGGAGCUAAUAAAGCAGAACUUUCUAAUAUUAUUUCAUUGCAAGAUGAAUUAAUUAAGUCAAUUGAAGACCAAAUCGCGAGAUUAAGACAACUUCUUCUACUUCGUGAGCAGUUUAUCGCGUUGAUCACAGAAAUUAUGACUUUCAUAACGAAAUACACCGAAAUAGUAAGAGAUAUAGAGAAGUCUGGUGUGACUAUACAAGAAAAAAUCGAUCGUUAUAACGAUGUCAUACUUAAAAUCCAAGAAUGUGAAGCAAUGUUGGCAUCAGCAGCUGAUAAAGGACAACAAAUAGCUUGUGAUGGUUCCGCGCAAGAUCGUAACAAUAUUACAGAACAAAUACAAACACUAAAACAAUCUCUGAAUACUUUACGUAAAGCUGUUGAGAAACAGAAACAAAUUCAUGAGAAUACUGCAGCUGAACAUCGUAAACUCGCCGCUGAAUUGGAUGAAAUACUUGAUUGGUUACAUGCUAAUGAAGCAGCAGCACAAUCACGCCCUCUCCUAAAACGUGAUGUGAAAGAUGUAGAAUAUCACUUGAAGAAACACACAGAAUUAGCGUCUGAAAUAAAUAAAUAUCUAGACAGAGUGAAACAUGUUCAAGAUGCUUGUAAACAUGAUGAUUGUCUUCCUAGUUCUCUGGCUGAACAACUUUCUGAAGCUAAAUCUCUCCUUGCUUCAAUGCCGAGGGAACUUGAUGAAAGACAGAAAUAUUUGGAGAAUAAUAAAUCUCUUAGAGAAACUUAUGAUACUCUAAAAACGCGUCUUUAUGAUUGGGUAAAGGAAGCUGAUAUUAGACUACAAGGAAACAAAGAAGGAAUUGACUUCGAGAAUAUUGUCUCUGACUUAGAAGAACAUAAAAUAUUCUUCUCCACUGAAGCGACUAUGAAAGAAUUGGUUUCGCAGACGAUUCAACAAGCAGCAGAUAAGAUCUGGCCUAGUUUGACAUCAAGUGAACAAGAAGAAUUGAGUCGUGAACAACAAAAUUGUACGCAACUGUUGAAGAACACGUUGAAUUCGGCAAAAUCACAGAAAGCUCAACUGGAACAAGAUGCAGAAUUAUGGAAGGAAUACUGCGCCAUUUUGGAUAAGGUUAAAGCUGUGAUUGCGCGAAGUAGAUUCACCGAUGAGCCGGUGUCAACUCUGGCUGGGCUCCAUUUUAAUAUACAGAAGAUCAAUCAUGCUUUGAAUGACAUUCAGGCACAACACGGUGAAUUGGAUUCGCUGCAACAGAAAGCAACCGAAAUCAUCAAACAAGCAGACGCGAAGAAUAAACAAACGAUUCAAAGUCAGAGUAAGGAAGUGAGCGACGAAUGGGAGAAGUUAGUUGCGGAUUUGCAGCGGCGUCGUGACGCGUUGAAUGCGCUCGCCGCCGCCUGGGAGGUGUUUGAGGGGCGGUGGCAACACUUCGAGAGUGUCCUCGUUGGAGUGGAAGAGAAGUCCAAACAUGUUGAUACCAUCGUUAGAAAUCGACAGCAAGUUAUUGCUACGCAACAUGUUAUUGAGGAACUGAAAUCGGAGGCUGACUCAUUAAAGCAUCUCCACGACGAAGUCCUUGAUAAAUCAAAGAGUAUCCUUGGAUUCUUGAAGGAAUGCUCUGCUGCUUCGGCGACUGCGCUGGGCGACAAGCUCAAGAACCUCGGCGCUCAUUACGAAAAGCUCCUGGAGAAUCUCCGCGGCAAGCAAGCACAGAACUCAGAGGACCUGAGACAAAUCGAGGACGCAUUAAAUAGGAUACAAUCGCAUAAAGAAGAUUUACAGAAGCUACAAGCCACCGUCGAGAACUUCUACGUGUUUGGAGAGGACACCGAAGUUACCGAACGGCAGCUGAACGCGUUACGCAAGGACACCAAGGAAACCAUCAAGAAAGCAAAGGAUAACUUGAGUGCCAUUAAGGAAACCUACGAGAAGAAGCAACAGUUUAUCCCCACUGACAUUUCGCAGGAUAUUAAUAAUCUAGAACUUUUAUCGGAAGCUAUAAUCAACGCAAUGGAUGAGAAAGAUAGGGAAUUCAAAAAAGCCAAGACCGUUAGGGGUGAAUACCUUAAAGAUGUUGAACAAGUGCAAGCGUGGAUUAAGGAAGCUGAAUUAAAAGUGCAGGAUCGGUCUAUUGAGCCGCAUGUGCUUAAUGAUCACCUGCAACAGAUUCAAUCGGAAAUUGGAGCUAUUGGAGACCGUUUGGAGAAGUUGAUCAAAAACGGGAAGGUUAUUAUUGACAAGACCAAGGAUGAAGAAGAGAAACCAUUGAUCCAAUCGACGAUUAACAACCUGACUGACCAACUGCAACAGGUUAGAGGUUGGUUGGAUGAGAAGAGACAACAAAUUGGAGAAACUAUUGAUGCUUGGCAGAGAUUCUUACAACUUUACCAAACUGUUAUGACCUGGGUUGGUGAAAAGAGGACUUUCUUGAAGGAUCCAGUCAAGCUGACAACUCUACAUGAAGCUAGGCAAAAGUCUCAUGACUACAACAACGCUGUAAAGUCUUGUAAGGCAGCUACGAAGAACUUGAGUGACAUGGCGAAGGAAUUGGAACAUAUCGGAGCUGUGACUUCAGUUGGAAACCUACCACUUAAAAUGGAAGAAGCAGAAGAAGCCAAGACUGAAGUAGAAGUUCACAUUUUAGAGAUCCACGCAUUGUUGCAAGAAACAGCUGAGGAAUGGGAGCAAUGUGAGAGGAAGAUGAAGGACGUCAAGACAUGGAUGGAGAAAACUCACCAAGCCCUGGAAUCGCAACAGAACAAAAAGAAACCUCUAAGGGAUCAACAUGCGCUUAGAGAAAAGAUGUUGGCUGAUGUUACUAUUCAAAAGACCAAGAUCAGUCUUUCUAUUGAAAAACUUCAGCUACAUUUCCGGUCCGGUAUUGGUGGAGAUGCCAAGGUGUCCGACCAAGCAAAGGAGAUCUUAGCAGACUUAGAAUCGUUGAAUUCCACCAUCAAAGGAGAAAGUCAACAAUUGGAAUCCUCAAUUGCUCAAGUGGAUAAGUAUCAACUAGAAGUGCAGCAACUCCGUCAACAGAUCGUCCAAGUAGAGCAGGAGCUGAGAGCAGUCAUGGCUCCAACACAUCUGCCCCAUGAUCGUGACCAAGCUGCUCGGGAUCAACAGGCGUGCAGAGACCGAGUGCGAUCGCUACAAACUAAAAUGGCGGCUCGCAAUGAGCACAUCAAGUUGAUUCUACAGCGGGGCACGCCAGACUCGGUGCAGUUAGACACCUAGCGAUGAUAUUUAGCGAACGCACGCACUCUGUCGCAGAACGAAGAAUGAACGGAUUCAAUAUCCGGGGGAUGAUCACUUGCUGCGCGCCUGUCUCCGCCUGUUUCAACCCCGAAAUGAUAUACUCACAUAACAAUGUUUAUCUCUAGUAUGCCUAAUCAAAAUUCGACAUUAUUAUCAUUCAAGAACUUGUUGAAAUUGUUUUAGAAAGUAUGUUUUAAGUCAAAAACAAGCAAUAAACGUAUCGUAGUAAGAAACAAAA